Molecule: messenger RNA, 1079 nt
Organism: Triplophysa dalaica
Lineage: Eukaryota; Metazoa; Chordata; Actinopteri; Cypriniformes; Nemacheilidae
Gene: kctd6b
Product: potassium channel tetramerization domain containing 6b
Exons: 3
Coding region: 232-945 (237 amino acids)
Biological process (GO): protein homooligomerization
Molecular function (GO): protein binding
Source: RefSeq, a predicted model, not a curated record
GAGCUCUCGCGGUACUUUGAUGUCAUCCACCUGUCGGAUCUUGCGGCGCCGCAUCAAGUCGAAUAAGCCUCUCGUCUUUGACCAGCUAUAAGUCUGCAGUACAGCAUCCUCCAACCCCGACCGAUCUGUUUUUUUCCUUUCACACAGACACUUAGCUUUGGACGUUGGUCUUAUCAAAUAUAAUAUCCGAACUAAUUCUGUGGGUCAGAGCUGCCUAUCAAUCCUCAUCAAAUGGAUAAUGGGGACUGGGGGCAUAGGUUGACUCGCCCAGUCACCUUAAAUAUUGGAGGUCACCUCUACACCACCUCUAUCUCCACGCUUCAGCGUUACCCAGAUUCCAUGCUGGGUGCCAUGUUCCGUGGUGACUUCCCCACUACGCGGGACGCUCAGGGAAACUACUUCAUCGACCGGGAUGGGACGCUUUUCCGCUACAUAUUAAACUUCCUACGCUCGUCUGAGCUCACGCUCCCUCUCGACUUUACGGAGUUGGACCUUUUGCGUAAAGAAGCUGAUUUCUAUCAGAUUGAGCCUUUAAUUCAAUGCCUCAAUGACCCAAAGCCACUGUACCCACUGGACACCUUUGAACAGGUGGUGGAGUUGUCAAGCACUCGCAAACUCUCCAAGUACUCGAACCCUGUCGCGGUUAUCAUCACCCAACUAACCAUAACCACAAGGGUCCACUCGCUACUCGAGGGAAUAUCCAACAACUUCACAAAGUGGAACAAACACAUGAUGGACACCAGAGACUGCCAGGUGUCCUUCACCUUUGGACCAUGUGACCACCAUCAAGAGGUGUCUUUAAGGGUCCACCUCAUGGACUACAUCGCUAAACAGGGAUUCACUAUUCGAAAUACACGAGUGCACCACAUGAGUGAGCGUGCCAAUGAAAACACAGUGGAGCACCACUGGACAUUUUGCCGGCUAGCUUACAAAGUAGAGGAAUGACCAAAUCAUUGUGAGCUAUAGUGCCAUUUGAAUGUGGUUUCUGCUGUUUCCAAUGCUCUUUUAAUUCGAAUGAAAUUCACUGUCUGUUGAGACCAAACUGUUCACUGAUGGUAAAUAAAAAGGGAGUAAAAUUA